Molecule: messenger RNA, 2100 nt
Organism: Symbiodinium necroappetens
Lineage: Eukaryota; Dinophyceae; Suessiales; Symbiodiniaceae
Source: the annotation of a GenBank genome assembly
AUGGUGGAAUGCACGGAGCAGAUAAAGCCUGCUGCAAAGUUCAGUGGCUCCACUCACUGCGGCAACUCUCACUAUGUCCUCUCCGUGGCACAAGCACAAGAGGGCAGGUUAGUAGCAAUGAAGCUCCUGGUGCAUGCUUUUGCGGGCCCAUUGCUUGCACUGUUGGCAGACAGUAUGGGGCGUCGACCUAUCUUGCUUCUGGGAUUGACAGGCUUUCUGACAGCUUUCCUGUUGUUCGCUUUGGUAGCGUUGCUUCCAUCGCUGCAUGGAUCUAGCGGUGCAAUAUCGCUUUGCUUCUUCCUGGAGGGUGCUACGAGUGCCUUUGACGUCGUGUUUCUGUCCAUGCUUGCAGACACGGCGAAGUCACCUGCAGCUCGCGUCACAUCUUUCUCCCUGUACUAUGCUACAGGAGCCUUCGGCAAUGCUAUUGCCAUCGGCAUCUUCGUGGAAGAGAUGAGCUGGGAAGUCAGAGAUUUCGGCUUGACAUGGGCCUCCAUGUCCCUUGCGAUGGCGAUGCUUAUCCUGUACGUACUGGCUUAUGUGCCAGAAACGCUCCCGUCAGCAAUGCUUUUGAAGUCGAAGCACUCGAAGCUGAAAGCUCCACACGUACAGCUCAUGGGACAGGCAAUAGAGCAAAUACAGUUCCUGGCAUCCAGUCGCUUUCUCCAGAUAUGGUUGCUGGCCGUGCUUUUCAAAUCUUUGGCAUCAGGAUUGUCCAGCAUCAAUGCCUCUUUCACUCUGGCUGUGUAUGGCUGGAAUCCUGGAGAAUGGCAAGCCUGGAUAUGGCCCUCCGAGAUCAUCUCUAUGAGUAGUUUGGGUAUUUUGGGACCUUGGGCAGGCCGGAAGAAAGCUGAGUCAGUCAUUUCGGUCACAGCGCUGGUAUCGGUAGCAGCUCACGUUCUGCAGAUGCUGGCACCGUUCCACGCGUUGGCGCUCCUUGGGCCCCACUUCAUUGCCGGCCUGUUGGCGUUUGUGCGGCCUGUUUCAGCCGCCUACCUGAGCGGGCGAUUCCCGGCUUCUCAGCAAGCCAAAGUGCAAGCGAUCGCCCAUCUCAGCCACAACUGCGGCAUCUCCCUGUCCAUGGCGAUCUUCUCAUCGCCGCAACUCUUCAGGCAUCUCGUUUGGCUGCUCUUUGCCUCUGCCUUUCUCAAGCAUUCGAGCUGCGUCUUCAUCGGUGAGCCGGGGCGACGUGCCCUGCUUUUGAACCUGGGUCUUUGGCUCCCGCUGCCGGCGCAAGCAGCCUUCGAGAACGCGCUUCCGGAGAUUGCCAAGUUCCCCGACAAGAGAACGCCGGGCAACAAGCCAGACGAUCUGGGGUUGCAACCUCGCACGCUGAAUCGCUUCGGCGACAAAUCCGACGGGCCUGUGCUGAAGGGCUGCGGCUACGGGCCGAACUGUUUCUCUACAACUGGUGACCCCGAGGACCCCCAGAUCACCACACUGCUUCAGCCGUGGAAGAUACCAGAUGGCGCCAGUGUGGCAGAUGCCUCUGCGCAGCUCGAAGAGACAGUUCGUGCAUAUCCGCCAGGUCAACAAAAGGUUGAUGGUGGUGGGUUCCAAGUUGUCAAAGCUGGAUCGGAUGGCUAUCUGUAUGCCCAGUUCGAAAGCUUGAAGAAAGGCAAGAUUGACGAUGUGGAGUUCGCAAUAAACAAGGAUGGCACGGUUCAAGUGCGGUCCUCUGGACGCAUCGGCCUCAAAGCCGAUUAUGGCUCCAACGCCAAACGAUUGAAUUACAUUUCGGAGCAGCUGCGAGCAAAAGGCUGGACAGCUCCGGUGAUCACGAAUCUUGGAAGUCCAAAGCGAUCGCCAUGCUCAAGGUUCUCCUGGCCGAAGCGCCACAGCACAGCGACAAGGUCGAGAGGUCAGAGGUCCAUAGAAAAGCUUCGAAACGUCAAUUUCCCUCGCCACAACGCUCUCAGCUCGAGGUUGUCUCAAUAUACUCCUCUUAUUGCCCCGCCAUGCUACACCCCGAGGAAAGACACGCAUGCGUAUUAUUUCGCGAUGAACUCUGGCAAGACGAAGUUUCAGUGCGUUGGGAUCGAUUGCCCGGUGAACUACGAACUAAUCGAAGAGGAACCUGGGCCGGGAGAAAGCGAGUGA